This is a messenger RNA of Carica papaya (papaya), 1192 nucleotides long. RefSeq names its product SPX domain-containing protein 2 (SPX2) (gene SPX2). Gene Ontology annotation, biological process: cellular response to phosphate starvation. Lineage: Eukaryota; Viridiplantae; Streptophyta; Magnoliopsida; Brassicales; Caricaceae. The record is from RefSeq and is a predicted model, not a curated record.
CCCACCCACCACCUCUUUUCUUCCUCCUGCUCCGCUUUAUCUUCAAAACACCUUAAUCCCUUUUCCCUCAUUUUCCCUCCGAUUUUCUCUCUAACCAAACAUGAAGUUUGGAAAGAGCCUCAGCAAUCAGAUCGAUGAAACCUUGCCCGAAUGGCGGGACAAGUUCCUUUCCUACAAGGACUUGAAGAAGAGGUUGAAGCUCAUCGAACCCAAGCCCGCUGACCGCCCCAAUAAACGUCCCAGAUUCGACGCCGUUGCGGGAGAUUUUAGCGAAGCCGGAGUAGUCGGCUCCGGGGAAAGCAUGUCGAGGGAGGAGAUUGAUUUCAUUCAAUUGCUGGAAGACGAGCUUGAGAAAUUCAACACUUUCUUUGUUGAGAAAGAGGAAGAGUACAUCAUAAGAUUAAAGGAAUUGCAAGAUAUGGUAGCGAAGGCAAAGGAUUCAAGUGAAGAGAUGACGAAGAUAAGGAAAGAGAUUGUGGAUUUCCAUGGAGAGAUGGUUUUAUUGGAGAAUUACAGUGCUCUUAACUACACAGGAUUGGUAAAGAUACUCAAGAAGUAUGACAAACGAACUGGUGCUCUGAUUCGCUUGCCCUUCAUCCAGAAAGUUCUGCAGCAACCUUUUUUCACCACAGACUUGCUCUACAAGCUCGUGAAGGAGUGCGAGGCAAUGCUCGACCGCCUCUUUCCCUCAAAUGACAAGUCAGCAUGUACUGAGGCACUUAAUGGGGACGAAGAGUGUGAUCCUUCAACUUCUGAAACUACUAAGGACGAGAAUCUGCUGAGAGUUCCUAAGGAGCUUGCAGAGAUCGAGCACAUGGAAAGCUUAUACAUGAAGAGCACUAUAUCGGCUCUACGAGUACUAAAGGACAUUCGAAAAGGAAGCUCGACAGUAAGUGUGUUUUCCUUGCCGCCGCUGCAGAUAAGUGGGUUGGAGGAUGAUGCUUGGAAGAAAAUUCCUGUUCUGGAACAAGCGGCCAAAUAGAUGGAUUUUUGUCAGAGGGAAUUUCACUUGUGUUCCCCUCCUUUUUUUUUGUAUCAUCUUUUUUUUUUUUUUUUCCCCCCACUUUAAUCUUUUACUUUUUUAGUUCCAUGCCUCUUAUAUGCAUUGUCUUAGAUACUAACACACUUGUAAAAUGCUAAACUUAAACUUGGAUGAAUUAAAAUAUAAGUACAAGUUUCCCGUUUCCCAGAA